ACACGGCGGGAGCUGCGGCGGGCGCGGGGCUAAUAAAAACAAAAAAUAAAGACAGGAAGAAAUGGAGAAAGCUCGUUGCUGGCGGUAACGGUGGGGGCAGAUCUGGCGGCUUCGGAGCUCGUGCAUUUCCCGCUCUUUUGGCUUCUAUGGCAUCCGGUGAGGAGAUUACUGUCUGUGACGAUGAAAUAAGGUCUCGGUACAGCCACCUAGAGAAGAUGACAGAUUUGGUGGCUGUUUGGGAAGUAGCUUUAAGUGAUGGUGUUCAUAAGAUUGAAUUUGAACAUGGGACCACUUCAGGAAAGCGUGUUGUCUAUGUUGAUGGAAAGGAAGAAAUAAGAAGAGAAUGGAUGUUUAAAUUAGUGGGUAAAGAAACAUUCACUGUUGGAGCUACUAAAACUAAAGCUGCUAUUAACAUUGAUGCAGUCAGUGGCUUUGCAUAUGAAUAUACCUUGGAGAUCAAUGGAAAGAGUCUCAAGCAGUAUAUAGAGAACAGGUUAAAAACAACCAAUACUUGGAUAUUGAACUUGGCAGGUACAGACUACAGAAUUGUCCUAGAAAAGGACACUAUGGAUGUGUGGUGCAACGGUCAAAAAAUGGAAACAGCGGGUGAAUUUGUGGAAGAUGGGACUGAAACUCACUUCACUGUUGCUGACCACAGCUGUUGCAUUAAGGCUGUCAGUAGUGGAAAACGAAAGGAAGGAAUUAUUCAUACCCUUAUUGUGGACAACAGAGAAAUCCCAGAGGCUGUGGAAUAGCCUCUGCUUAACUGAUUAGGGUAGGACUAAGAUCAGGAAUUUUCAAUUACUGUGGUAAUUAUUUUAAUAUGUACUACUUGGUACAUCUAGUUUGUGCUGGGUUUAUUUUCUAGUUUCUGUACACAAAAUUAUUCUUUUUGAGACCAGAUGAAAAUAAUUACGUACAACCUCUUACAUUACCUGUUUUUUAAAAAAAGCUAUAUAUAUAUAUAUAUAUAUAUAGAAUAUAUAGCAUAUCACUACGUGUGGAGAACACUGGUGAAACAGAAAUUCUAUGUCAGGAAAAAUCAUGCUAUAAUAAAAUGAAAGAUAAAUAUUCAGUAACACUGAAUCCUUAACUGCAGGUGGAUGUGGAGUGAAGAGAAAGCCUGUACUGGACACAGGAGUAAGAUGUUAAAAGCUUUCUCUAGAGUUAUUUUUUCUAUUAAACUGACUAUGGACCUUUUCACAUACAGUUAAGGGAAAUUACAUAGUUAAUAAAAAGGUUAAUAAUUAAAUACAUAGUUAUCAAUACUUGUGUUACAGUAUUAAAUUAAUACUGAGUUAUGAAAACUGUUCUCUAUUCCCACUAGGAGCAAGAUGUUACAUUGUGCCAAAAAUAACAUUCCUUUCGGUGAUCUGGAAAGUGAUGCUGUAGUUCAGAAACUCAUUACUGAGUUUUUUCAAAAAAGAAAAUAGAAGAAAAAAAUAAUUCCUGCCAUGAAACCCCUUAAAAAUAUCUCUUGGAGCAUGCUGACAUAAGAACUUACCUUUGUUCAGUGCUAACAAAUCUUAAAUAUACAACUGUGUGUUUUUAUGGCAGUAAUGUGUGAAUCAAGAAAUAUGAGGACCAAGGGGACAGAAAUGGAAAACAGUUGAUUACUUUAAUGGAAUAGUUAAAAUAGGAAUAGACUAAUCCUGUUUUCAGAAUUGCAGCAUAAUUUCUAAGAGCAACCUUUGGACUUGAGAGCAAAACUCUUGUGUUAGUGACUCAAACUACAAAACUACCUUUGAAACAGCAAGCAUAGCUAAUCUUAAAAAUAAUUUUUAAAAAACCCCAAAUAUGAAUAUAUUAAUCUAAAAGUUUGUUUUGCAAUGGUUGAAAAAUAUUUCCACUUGUAACCUCAGAAUUCAGAAUUAAACUUUUAUAACUUAAUUUCUCUUGGACUUGUGAAUGGUUCCUAGUACUAUACUAGCUCAGGAGUUGCAGGUGCAGUACAAGCAUCCUGGGAACCCAUUAACAAAUUAUUUUGAAAAGUUUUAUUGAAUGCUAAUUUCACUAAUUUCAUCUGUGUUUUAGAGAUCAGCAGGCUUUACUAGAGGAGGUUUCCAGGUACCUAAGUGCUGGACUGAAUCCCCUUUUACACUGGAAUUACUGUAACAGCUCUUGGGCUUUUCUGUGUAUUUGCUUCAGGUCACUGCAGAAGCAAUGUGGGGAUUCCUGGCUACAAGGCUGACAGUGUAAUCUUUAAAAGAUGUUGGUAAAGGUAGAUUAAUUGAAAAAUAAUUUCAAGCUGUAGCUUGAACCAGUUCUCUACUAUUUUGUAACCUUUCAAAGAGAUUGAAUGCUGCUGAGAAAUCUGAAGCUCAUGUACAGUACAAAUCACAUUCUUAAGACUACAGAAAAAUACAAGUUACAGAUAGUGACAUUCAUACUUUUUAUUUUGAAUAUGUGCAUCUACAGUGCUUGAAGUAACUAAUAAAAAAUGUACAGCAGUCAUUGUAAGAAA
Messenger RNA from Melospiza georgiana, 2464 nucleotides. RefSeq names its product Fas apoptotic inhibitory molecule (gene FAIM). Gene Ontology annotation, biological process: canonical NF-kappaB signal transduction; positive regulation of neurogenesis; negative regulation of extrinsic apoptotic signaling pathway via death domain receptors. Bases 147 to 755 code for a protein of 202 amino acids. The transcript has 6 exons. The record is from RefSeq and is a predicted model, not a curated record. Lineage: Eukaryota; Metazoa; Chordata; Aves; Passeriformes; Passerellidae.